Daldinia childiae is the source of this 780-nucleotide messenger RNA. RefSeq names its product Cellulose-growth-specific protein. Bases 1 to 780 code for a protein of 259 amino acids. Lineage: Eukaryota; Fungi; Ascomycota; Sordariomycetes; Xylariales; Hypoxylaceae. The record is from RefSeq and is a predicted model, not a curated record. The transcript has 5 exons.
AUGGCCAGCCAGAUCCUCUUAGCAGCGCUAGCGCUUUUGGCUAGUUUCGUCGCUGCUCACGGCGGCCUUGCAAAUUAUACUGUUGGCGAUACUUGGUACAGGGGAUACAGCCCGGACGAGCCGUUGGAAGACCAACAAGGCAAGCCUUGGAUGGUCCAGAGGAUAUGGGCGAGCAUAGACCCGAUAUUCUUCGUAAACGAUACUGGGUUGGCUUGCAAUACCCCAGGCACAGCGCCGCCGUCGUAUAUUCCCAUCGCAGCUGGGGAUAACAUUACGGCAGUUUAUUGGUAUUGGCUUCAUCCGUACGGGCCCAUGUCGAUUUGGCUCGCCGACUGCGGGGAGUCUUGCGAGGACGUCGACGUGAAUCAGCUAGAUUUCUUUAAGAUCUGGGAGGCGGGCUUGGUGGAGGGAAACAUCGUAGAAGGUAUAUGGUAUCAGAAGCAGUUCCAGAACUGGGAUGGAUCUCCAGACCUAUGGUCCGUUACGAUCCCGACGACCAUCAAGCCGGGGCUCUACAUUAUCAGGCACGAGAUCCUGAGCAUCCACAUAGAGAAUAAGCCUCAGUUCUAUCCCGAGUGUGCGCAUCUGAACAUCACCGGAACAGGGACGGCGGUACCGUCACCUGAGUAUUUUGCUAGGUUCCCCGGGACGUAUAAGGAAGAUGAUCCGUCGAUCAAGAUUAACAUCUACUCGGAUGAAAUAAAGGCGCAAACGAAUUACACGAUUCCCGGACCGCUGGUAUGGGAUGGAUUUGUAAACAAGUACUGUCAGGAUUGUUAG